This is a messenger RNA of Eimeria mitis, 1374 nucleotides long. Its product is annotated as actin-like family protein ARP6, putative. Gene Ontology annotation, cellular component: Swr1 complex. Gene Ontology annotation, molecular function: nucleosome binding. The record is from RefSeq and is a predicted model, not a curated record. Lineage: Eukaryota; Apicomplexa; Conoidasida; Eucoccidiorida; Eimeriidae.
AUGCAGAACGGCAGAAGGGCAGUGCUGGACCUCGGCACAGGCUCUAUCAAGGCCGGUUGGGCAGGGGAGGGUAAGGCCCGUUAUGUGCUUCCUACAUGCUCCGGCGCCGUACGCCGGCGCCCACAGCCGUAUUUGAGCGAAGAGUGCUACUGCCUCCAGGAGUACAUAUGCUCGAGGCCAAGCCAAGGCGGUCUCUGGGCAAAUCUAGAGAUGUUACGCGACUUAAUAGACCUCUCCUUCAGCAAAAAAUACCUAGGGGCUGACCCUAAAGAACUCAGCGGUGUCGCUCUUACAGAGCCCCUCCUGACUCCAGCUCCCUUGCGGCACCAGAUAGCUAUUGUUGCAGCACAGGCCGUAAUACCCUACGCGUUCUGGGGGAUGGGCUGGGGAGCGCAAGACAUUUGCGCCCCUCCCAAGGCAAAACGAAUGGGAGUUAGUUGCUACAGCGGGCCCGAAGGGGCCCCUCAAGGGAUUGUCGGGACACGCGGGGAUGCAGAGGCCCCGGGCUGUUGUGUCAAAGGCAAGGGGGGGACGUCGGCUGCAUUGGUGUCUUCAACAGACCCAUGCUUCUCUCCCCAGCUAGCAACAACAGCACCAUCAGCAGACCCCAGCUUAGCGGGUCAGGUGAGCCCUGGAAGGAACCCUUUUGGCUUGACCGUGGAUGUUGGCUUCAGCGCCUCCCACGCGGUUCCUUUUGUGAACUACUCUGCUCUGGAAGCCUCAGCUCUGCGGUCCGAUAUCGGCGGGGCCCACGCCAACGCCUACCUUAAAAACCUGCUGCUCACGCGCGGCCUCAGUCUUGAGAAGAACGAGUUGUUUGCCCAAAAGCUUAAGGAAGAGGCCUGCUUCGUCACUGGGGAUCUCAUGCGAGUUCUUCGUCUCCUACGCAAUCUGCCGGGGGGGCGAGAAACGGCGUACUUUGGGGGGCCCCUCCUUGUGCAGCGGGAGACCCCCGAUUAUUCUCUCACGAAAUCGCAGCUCGCUGCCUACUUCCAUACCCACUCUCCGGCCCCCAUCCCAGACCUCUCUUUGUUGGAGAAGGCUAGUGACGCCGAAAAGACGAACAGCACUUGCAGCAGCAGCAACGACAACGAGGAGACAACCGCCGAGGCUGUACCUGCAUUGGAUAGCCAUAAAGUACCACAAGAGGCCCCAGAAGAUGGUUCUUGGGUGCCUCCUGCGACACCUACAAGGCCCACAGUGAAGCUAUCGACGGAGAGACUGGUAGUGCCAGAAAUAUUGUUCAGGCCUCAAGGCAAGAAAACCACCUUGUUGCAGCCUCGUCCCCUUCCAGUUCGCUCCCUCGAAGGCUUAUUUCCGCUGAGCUCUGUUGUUCUUUCUUGCCUUGCUUGCGGCUCGUACCAUGGCAACUGA